AAAUAUCGGACGGCACUCUGACCCGCUAGCUAGUGGUCCUUCGUCUCUUCUUCUACUUCAUCUUCUUUCCUUCAUCUUCCUCAUCCUCUCUCCCCUGCCGGCCUUCCCUUUCUUCUUUUGUUCUCGAUAUCUUGCAACGUCGGGAGGGGAAAAGAAUGUCGGCACAGAUCGCGCCGGCGGAGCAUGUGUGCUACGUGCACUGCAACUUCUGCAACACAAUUCUCGCGGUCAGUGUUCCUAGUAAUAGCAUGUUGAACAUCGUGACCGUUCGUUGUGGGCACUGCACUAGCUUGCUGUCGGUGAACUUGAGAGGUUUAAUCCAGUCACCACCACCUGUGCAAGAUCAUUCCCAGGAGAAUCUCAAGGCGCACAAUAUCAGCUUUCGAGGAAAUUACCCUGACUAUAGCUCUUCUUCCAAAUACCGUAUGCCAAUGAUGUACUCAACCAAAAGUGACCCAGAACAUAUGCUACACAUGCGACCUACCGAGAAGAGGCAGCGGGUUCCUUCAGCGUAUAACCGAUUUAUUAAGGAAGAGAUACGGAGGAUAAAAACAAACAACCCUGACAUAAGCCACAGAGAAGCCUUCAGCACUGCAGCAAAGAACUGGGCGCAUUUCCCUAACAUACAUUUCGGCCUAGGCUCCAAUGAGAGCAGCAAGAAGCUGGACGAGGCCAUCGCGGCGCCUAUCCCCCAGAAAGUUCAAGGUCUCUACUGAGACGAAUAUUCCUCUAUGCAUGAUAUUUCAUAUUGUAAGUAAUUUAAGGAAAUCUAAGUUAUUUCUAAAUCAGUUUGUGAGUGGGUACAUAAGAUCACUUGCGAGCGGCAUGCGUGAAGUGAGAAAAAAAAGCAUAUGGAAAGUGCAUGCAGCUAGCUAGCUAACGCCCAUGCAUAUGAAAGUCUUCUGAAUAAAUCCCUUGAUCGAUCACCCUGUUGUUAUUUGGUUGCUUAAAAAUAAUUAUCCGGUUUUUUUAUUAUUAGGAACUGGUUUGAAUAA
This is a messenger RNA of Lolium rigidum, 995 nucleotides long. RefSeq names its product protein YABBY 2-like. The record is from RefSeq and is a predicted model, not a curated record. Gene Ontology annotation, cellular component: nucleus. The transcript has 6 exons. NCBI's taxonomy places the organism in Eukaryota, Viridiplantae, Streptophyta, Magnoliopsida, Poales, Poaceae. Gene Ontology annotation, biological process: cell fate commitment; multicellular organism development. The coding region runs from base 156 to 716 and encodes 186 amino acids.